AAGUUGCUCUUCAGCUCAAACCAUACUGCGCGUGGGUCACGUGGGCGCUUAGAGGGCGAUUUGGAGGAGAGAAUCAUGCGAGUCCUCAGCCGGGGCAUUCAACUUGGCAAAACUCUGCUCCCGUUGGGGGACGAGAUAAAGGCCAUGGCCCCAGGGCGUGCAUGUCAAUGCUGCAAAAUGUUGCGCCAUGCUGCGAUCGCGCCUAGAACUGUAUACCUAUCCCAAUUGAGCGCUCGUUUGGCGAGGUCAAAGAUGUCAAUGUCGACAGGAGAUUACUGUAGACCGGGUUAAAGUGAUUUAUAAUGGAUCAAUGGGGUUUGUGUAGAUUCAGAAUAUUUUGCAAUGACAUUUAGUUUUCCACAGGAUUCGUUCGAUUUUCACAAAGUUCGAAGCUCAAAAAAGUGCUCGGAAAUGUGCAAGAAGGGAUUAUUGUGAGUAACGACUUUGUUUUUCCCUACAAACCUUCCGAUGUUAUUUUGCCAAAGGCAUCAGACGGAGCAGCUCUCGCGCCUAGCCGAGAAGUUUUCAGAGGGUCGGGUUCAACGAGCGCAAGAAACCGAUCCAGGCGAGUUUGACAUGCUUGAGAGCAAGGAAACAGAGGACCUGGAUGACAGCAUGUCGGCGGCUGCGGAGGCUGAGACUCCCAAGGAAGAGAAGCUGCUCGGGAAGGCGUUGCGGACUGUUUACAUCACAGGGCUGGCAGAGUCGCAGCGUUUGAUUUCUCGGGACGACUUGAAGGAGGCAUUGCGGCCGAUUGCAGAGGUGGACGGGGCGAGAGUAGGUGCUCAAGAUGCGUUGGUGCGCUUUGCCACAACUGAGCAAGCCAAGAAAGCCUUGGCUGUGCUGCAGCGCAGAGAGCUGUGCGUCAGACAUGCCGUGCUUGCUGGCCAGAUGGCUCCAUCAGAUCACUUGUCUGAAGAGGCCUUGGCUUUGGCUGGGGGACGGCCUGUAGAGACAGACAGGACUGAGACCAUGAAAGCUCUGCAGUCAACGCAAGUUGCCCAGUGCUCACAGUCGAACAAGGUUCAGAGCGACUUCCACGGCAAGCAUACCGUUAGUUGCGGUCACGUUGCUUCUGAUUCAAAUCAGCUCAGCUUGAAUGUUGGCGAAGAAGUGGUUGUGCAGCAGGUUGCGGCUCAUGGUUGGGCGUUUGGGCAAUUGCUGUCAGAGAGACGGCAAGGCUGGUUCCCAACGCAUUGCCUCAUGGCGCAACAUCAACAUGCGCCUCCAGAGCAAUCACCUCCACCAAGUGCGCCGCCUUCUAGCUCUGUGAAGGUGGAAAGAGAUUAUGCAGCAUCAGAUUCUGCUCAGCUGUCGGUGAAGGAGGGAGAGCUGGUCUACGUCAAGCAGAAGGAUCCGUCUGGCUGGACCUGGGUGGCCAGGGUCAAUCCGCAAGUCAUUGGCCAGAGAGAGGGCUGGGUGCCAGACUGGCUCCUCCAGAAGGACCAAUGCUCUUAACAGGCGCCAAUUGAGAACUUGCUAUUUGAAGCCAAUUGUGGAUUUGAGCCUGUUUGAGAUGGCAUGCUGGAUUUCAAGGCUGGCAAGCUGACAGAUCAGCUCGGCCAUGCACC
Molecule: messenger RNA, 1571 nt
Organism: Durusdinium trenchii
Lineage: Eukaryota; Dinophyceae; Suessiales; Symbiodiniaceae
Source: the annotation of a GenBank genome assembly